AAGGAACUGUAAUUUGUUUCAUCAUAAUUUAUAAUGCCUUCGUUAUAACGUAAAUAAUCGUCUUGUACUUUAUAUUAUUUUUUAAAACAAAAAAUCAACAAUUAUCGCAGCGUUAUUAUUCUUUCUAUGUAAAUCGGUAUCGCAUACGCUGUUUAUGGUUGCAUUUAACUAAUUAAUAAACACAUAUUGCUUCAUAUUUACAUUGCUUUGAUAAUCAAUAUCUGAAACUAAAAUAUACACACGCUUUGAUUCUAUUCAAUCGUCUUUUGAAUGGAUAUCCUCGAGAAGCGGGAUAUAUUUCUUUCUUCCGAUGUAUCCAUGAUUAUUCCUUGCGAACUGCUUUCGCGGACAGAAUAAUAACACAUUGACAAAAGCAGCCGUGCACAGAAUACGAUCCUACAACAAUGCAUGUCGUUUUCAUUUGGACACUUAUUUAUAAACGAGGUGACAUGACAUGCGCCAUGGAAAAUAGGACAUAGCAAUGGCUUAAAGGAGAAGAAAAGAGCGUCGCUCGCAUAACUAUCUUUGGUUAUUCUGAUUCUCGGUGUAUUUUACUAUGAUACCCCUCGCGUACACAAAAGUUAAUAUCCGCUGUACCAAUGUAACAUUUUUAAUUAUUCACGACACGUAUAAAUUACACGAAUUCAAAUGCGUCUAAUAUUGCAAUUCAAAUGUCAUCAAAGCAACAGAGAAUCCGUUCUCGAUUCAAGGUGAUAACUCCGUUUCGAUCACUGGUUCUCUGUGGCAAAAGUAGACAAGAAAUGGAAGAUUGGUUGAACGUACUAAGAACAGUAACAGAGAAUCGUGCCCAGGCAGAUUCUGGAAUCGCAGAAAUGCUUAGUGGUAAUCACCAGUGGUACGCAACAAGUCAUGCAAGACCAACAUAUUGUAAUGUUUGCAGAGAUACUCUUUAUGGUGUUACUUCCCAUGGAUUAAGUUGUGAAAUAUGUAAAUAUAAAGUUCAUAAACAAUGUAGUAUAAAAGCAAUAAAUAAUUGCAAAUGGACUACAUUGGCAUCUAUUGGCAAGGACAUUAUUGAGGACCAAGAUGGGAACAUUACUAUGCCACAUCAGUGGAUGGAAGGCAAUUUACCAGUAUCCUCAAAAUGUUCUGUAUGUGAGAAAACUUGUGGCUCCGUGCUCAGACUUCAAGAUUGGAGAUGUUUAUGGUGUAGAGCUACAGUACAUACAGCAUGCAGACCUGCCAUAAGUGUUAAAUGUCCAUUAGGACCAGCUAAAUUGAGCGUAGUUCCUCCUACAGCAUUGCAUAGUAUAGGUAGCGAUGAAGCUUGGGAAGCUAUUAGACCUACUGGAUGCAGCCCACUUUUAGUAUUUGUAAAUAGUAAAUCUGGUGACAAUCAAGGCGUUAAAUUUCUUAGAAGAUUUAAACAAUUAUUAAAUCCUGCACAAGUAUUUGAUCUAAUAAAAGGAGGACCAGGACCAGGGUUGAGAUUAUUUCGUCAUUUUGAUCCAUUUCGAAUAUUGGUGUGCAGUGGCGAUGGAUCUGUUGGCUGGGUUCUUUCUGAGAUAGAUCGUUUAGGAAUGCAUAAGCAGUGCCAAGUUGGAGUUUUACCUUUGGGAACAGGAAAUGAUCUGGCACGUGUAUUGGGUUGGGGGUCUUCUUGUGAUGAUGAUACUCAUUUACCCCAGUUAUUAGAAAAGUAUGAGAAAGCAGGCACAAAAAUGCUCGAUCGAUGGAGUAUUAUGACUUUUGAGCGUAGCAUAUCUUUGCCAUGUCAUAAAACUGCUUUAAGUCGAUCUGAUACAUCUUUAAAGUCCAGUAUCGCCCAUCAAUAUGAGAACAGUGUUAUUACUCAUGUAACAAACAUUUUACAGUCAGACCAGGACGAUGUAGAUUUAUCUAGUAUUCAAAUUUUGUGUGACACAGUAAAAGAUUUUGCGUCACAUAUAGUAGAAAAUAUAAAUUUAAAGGACCAACAGGUGGAAGAUAAGUGUAAGAUACUUCAGCAGAAGCUUGAUUUGUUUUUACAAACAUUAUGCAAAGAAGGAGGAUAUUUGAAUGAAUAUACUGAGGAGAUAGAUAAUAAUACCCUAAAUGCUGAUGCAUCUUUACCGCUUGAAAACUAUGAAAAAGGUGUGCUAGAGAAACCAGAAAAAGACAUAACGAAUUUAAAAAAGGUUUUAAGAGGAAGACGUUUCAUAGAGAAAGAAACUGUAAUGACAAGAGCGAAUAGUUUAAAAAGAUUUAUAAGACAUCUUAUAGAGUAUUCACAAUUGACCAUAGAUGAUCAUAUUAAUACACACACUAAAUAUAAUUCCAAAACAACAGAUGUAACUGUUUCAUUGGAUGAUACUACAAUCUUAAAUUCUGUAUCAAAUAAGAAACAACAAAUGGAUAUUCCUGGUUUAAAAGUUGAUCAUAGUGAAAUCUUAUCUAUGGGGCCGUUAAUAGAAUCUAUAAAAAAUACAGAAGAUUCAGCAUGUAAUCUUAGUCCUACUCCUAAUGUGGCUUCUUUAAGUCCAAUGCCAGAUCUUAGAAGAGAUUCGCAGCCUGAAGAGUUAUUAACAUUACCUGCUCCUGAUGGUUUCGCUGACAGUAGAAGAAAUAGUGAGAAUUUACCACAUGGCUCGUUUAAUUUCCAUGAGUCUAUAUCUGUUUAUACUCAACAAGAAACAGAUAUUAAUGUGUCUAAUUAUCAACACGAAUCUAAUAAUAUAGAAGGGUCUUCAGAAUUUCAAACAAGCGUUACAAGAACAAACUUUGAUACAAGUUCGCCUUCGGAUGACACUACCAUGCAAGAUACAAUGAUUUCCCCUGAUACAGAUUCAAUUCAUUCUCGGCUUAUAUCACCGGAACACGAACAAAAGUUCGAAAACAGAAGUAAAAUAGAUACAACUAGAGGUAGUUGUAGUAAUAGUAUUGCUAGUACAGACAGCAUGAUUUCCGAUACUUUGGAUUUUAAAAGUUAUAGAAUCCGAAAUAGUGAAAGUGAAAUUGUUCGUAUAGGUAGUGACAUAUUUGACUCCACAAAAAGAUCUGACAGCUCUGAAAUUGGGCACAUCGAUUCUCCUGACAAUUCUGAAAUGUUUACCAGCGAAGUACAAAAUUCUGAGAGUUUAAUUGAUGAUUUAAGUUCUCUCGGGCAAGAUUUGAUAAGCACGAUGAUUGGGGAAAAAUAUGAUUCUGUAAGAGAAUGUUUAGAGUCUGAGCAAAUAGAGAAACCACAGAAGUAUUGUAGUUUAGCUCAGUUUGUAGAAGGCAACGAUAUCGCCAGGAGAUCAUUUAAAAAACAAAUAAAAACUUUCACAGUUACAGAAAGAGAGAAUAGUAAAGCCAAGCUUAAAUUAGGAUCACCCGAACAAAGUACACUAGAUGGUGUGAAAUCUAAAGACUCCCAAGAUAUUAAAGCGUCUGAUUUAUUAAGUCCAGUUUGUUGCUUUACCGUAUCUUCGGACACCACUCCAACAAACGAAAAACCUAAUAAUUUUCCACCUACAAUAAGUGUUAUUAUUAAUCCUCCGAGUCCAUCAAUGUCCAUUGAAAGUCAACAUGAUUCAGAUACACCAUACAAAAUGAGUCCGUAUUUACGGCGAUAUAAUGAUGAAAGUAUGGAAAAAUUAAGCGUAGAAUUGCCAGAAUCUGGCUUUUCUCCUCAAGCAACUCGUCGAAUUAGCAGCGGCAGCUUAUUAAAAGCGUCAGAAGUUGUUUCCUUAGCAGCUACAGCUGCGCGGUUUGGUGGUUCUAAUGCGAGUUUACGUCAUGAAAGAGUAAAAUCUUUCGAUAAAACUGAAGAUGCAAAAAAACUACCGAUUAUUAAUCCAUUAGUUCAAUUGUCUAUGUGGCCCAAUGUUAGUGGCGGAACAGGUCUCAUUAGUCAAGCACUACUUGCAAAUGCAGAUGCACUUUGCGCAGCAGUGUCACCAUUGAUGGAUCCGGAUGAAACUCUAAUGGAAGGCUAUUUCGAACGUUGUGUUAUGAACAAUUAUUUUGGUAUUGGUAUAGAUGCUAAAAUUAGUCUCGAUUUUCAUCAUAAGAGAGAAGAACAUCCAGAGAAAUGUCGAUCGCGUGCUAAAAAUUAUAUGUGGUAUGGUGUACUAGGAUCUAAACAGUGGUUACAAAAAACGUACAAGAAUCUCGAACAAAGAGUGCAACUAGAAUGUGAUGGUCAACGCAUACCGUUACCUUCUCUACAAGGCAUUGUUGUAUUAAAUAUUCCAAGUUUUAUGGGUGGCACGAAUUUUUGGGGUGGCACCAAGGAAGGAGAUUUGUUUUUGGCACCAUCAUUUGAUGACCGUAUACUAGAAGUUGUUGCAGUAUUUGGUUCUGUUCAAAUGGCUGCAUCAAGACUUAUUAAUUUGCAACAUCACAGAAUCGCACAAUGUCAAACGGUUCAAAUUAACAUUCUGGGUGACGAAGGAGUACCUAUACAGGUUGACGGUGAAGCUUGGAUUCAACCACCUGGAAUUAUACGCAUCAUACACAAAAAUCGUAUGCAAAUGCUUUAUAGAAAUAGGGCUCUUGAGACAUCGUUAAGAACGUGGGAAGAAAAACAACGUAGUACACUGACUGCAAUAUCUCAAUCAACAUCUACAUUAAAUAGUGCACAAUUGCACUCACAAUCUAAAUCCAGUUUAAUAACACAUUCUAAACCAUCACAUUUAAAUGAUGAAGAAAUGUAUAUUUUGCUUGGGUUCAUUGAAGUGGUUACAACUUUAGUUAAAUGGGUGAAACUGCUCAUUAUAUCGCAUCCAAGUUUAGAACCAGAUUUAUAUCAAGUUGCAACUCGUACAGAUCAGGCACUUGAACAAGUACAUCCAGAUGGAAAAAUUUUACAGGGAACCAAUUUAAGACCAGUCGUAACAGAAUUGGUUUCAAGCGCAAGGCAACUUUACGAAGACUCUUGUGAAUUACUUAGAGAUAAGGCAUAUAAUUUAAGAUUGCGAGAAGAUUUAGAAAAUAAGUUAUCUUUUUCGUUGGCCAACAUGGAACAAGAAUUGAAAAAGUGUAUAUUUGACGAAGGAGGCACAGGACUAGUAUAUCUACAAAAUCUGCCGUCAGAUGAUCUGGGAGAUAAGAAGAAUCGUCAUAGAGGUUUGUUCUGGUUGAAAUUCCGGCGUUCAGGAGGUAAUUCUGGAACGCAUCCUGCCCGGGAUCAAGUCACUACAUGGGGUGUUCAAGAAGUAUGCUCUUGGUUAGAGAAUCUUCAAUUGCGAGAAUACACUGACAAAUUCGUUUCACACGACAUACGAGGUAGGGAAUUGUUAACAUUAGCUCGUAGAGAUCUCAAGGAACUUGGUAUUACUAAGGUAGGGCAUGUAAAGCGAAUCUUACAAGCGAUACAUGAUUUAAAUAAUUAAGUAUACGGCAAAUGUUUGACUCUUUCAAGUUAUAAAAAUGCAAUCAAUUCGUAGCGAAGAGAAAGAUAUCUAUGAGUAUGAAUUUACGUUAAUGCUAUAUUGAGACUAAAAAAAUAUACUGCUGCUGAAGUAGUAUAGAAAUUGUUUCAGUGACAAGAAAACAGAUAUAGCAUUAUGCAAAAUUUUCUCUGAUAAUAUAUAUAUAUACAGUGCAUACUUCUGAUACAAAAUGGCACACUACGUGAUACAGCAACAUCAUAUGGAAAUUAUGUUUAGGCUGCUGUACUUGAAAAAUUAAAGCCAUUUGUGCCAAACUAUUUACUUGACUUCUUCUCAAAAACGGAAAAUUAUAAAAAACUUAGAAAAUAGAGAACAGUUCCAUUCUAAUAGUAGUAUGGUCAUGCCUAAUAAAUUAAUGUAAAUCGUAUCACA
This is a messenger RNA of Megalopta genalis, 5750 nucleotides long. RefSeq names its product diacylglycerol kinase eta. The record is from RefSeq and is a predicted model, not a curated record. Gene Ontology annotation, cellular component: plasma membrane. Gene Ontology annotation, biological process: phospholipase C-activating G protein-coupled receptor signaling pathway. Lineage: Eukaryota; Metazoa; Arthropoda; Insecta; Hymenoptera; Halictidae. Gene Ontology annotation, molecular function: ATP-dependent diacylglycerol kinase activity; protein binding.